Molecule: messenger RNA, 797 nt
Organism: Neocloeon triangulifer
Lineage: Eukaryota; Metazoa; Arthropoda; Insecta; Ephemeroptera; Baetidae
Exons: 3
Coding region: 234-680 (148 amino acids)
Source: RefSeq, a predicted model, not a curated record
ACUCCUUGUUUUUCGUCAUAUUGUUUUGUUUUGUCCGCAAAAAGUGGAAUCAAAACAUUCUCAAAAGGUCGAGUUUUUUUAAUUUUUUAAAGAGUUUCUUGGACAUUUUAGAGCAAAAAGGCCUUUAAAUCAAUUUGCCCAUCUGGUAUCUUAAUUUUUGACGCAUCUCCGGACAUACAUAAACUGUAGUAAUCACACAACUCGUCACUUGAAGAGACGACUCCAUAAACAAGAUGCCGAGACGAAACGUUGGCUUCAUCAAACCGCCUGAACCUGCGUUCAUCACGAAAAUGAAGCAGGAUAUUGGCUGGACGGAAGGACCCAAUGUCGAAACAAAGCGAGAGACACUGUCAACCGCGACUGAAGAUGAUGAAAAUGAUAGAGAUGACGAGUCGCCGACUAUUGUAGUUUUAAAGAAAGGUGAUCUCACAGCUGAAGAGGCUAAGCUGGAAGUAGAAAAGAAACAGAAAAUCGAAGACCAGACACCUGCGGAUCUGGGGGGACGAAUUAUGUUUAAAAAGCCUGAGAAGAGAAGCACAGAGACCCCUUCUAGCUCAAAAGACAAUUUAGAUAGUAAAAAAGCAAAAAUAGAUAAAAAGAAGGACAAGGGAAAAUCAUCAAAAUCGGUUAAAAAUGACAAAAAGCUGUUGUCAUUUGAUGACGAGGAAGAAGAUUUUUGAAAUUUUGUCGAAUAAUAAAAAGAUACAAGCUAUUUUUAUAAAAAAAAAAACUGUUCUCCACAAUUGAAUAUUUUAUUUGAUUCUAUUCGACCACAAAGUGUUAAUUUUAGUAUCUCU